CUUCGGUCAUUUCUUUCUGCCACGUAUGUCUCGAGAACCCUGCUUCUUCCGGUCACUCCACGUCUCGAGGCCCCAGUGAACACCUAACCGAGUCUACCUCGAGCCUCGCCAACACCCAGACGGCAGAGAACUCCCUGGACUCUCCAAGGACUGGUCUCAUCUCUACUGCCCUGCCUUCAUUCUCUACCCGUUUCCCGGCGCCGUCAACGAGUCUGCUUCCAGUGUUGGUGAGAUUAGUGUUCCUCUGGCCAUCAUUCGCUCUGGAGGGAGACUCUUGGUGAAAGCUGGGUGGUGCGUAAUUUUUCUUUUGUUAUACUGCGUAUGUUUCUUGCAAGUCUAGGAUAAUUGGAACCAUUCGAAGCUGUUUAUUCCCAUCUCCAUCGGGGUAAGUGUAGUUCAUCCUGGGGAUCGGUUUAGAGGGGACAUGCUAGUGAUGGGGUUUCGCCCCCGCAACAAAUAGACCAAACCAGUAAGUUAUUACUUACAUUUUGGCGACCUCGCCAGGAUAUUGAACUACGGACACUUUGGGGUGUUGGAUGUGUUAAUGCUAAGUUGUGCCAACUCUUACUGUUUAACCAGUUUUUCUAUAUCGAACUGUUUCAGUGGUGCAGUGUUUUGCCUUCUCGGAUGUAUUGUGUAAUUAUGCGUUCGGCCUCGGUGAAUUGAGGAGAUUAGGUGCAGACCCACGUGUCCUCUAAUAUACACUUAAGUGCAUAUCCAGUGCCUUUCAACCACCCCUUAAGUGCAGGUCCAGUGCCUUUCAACCAUUCAACCACCCUUUUCUCUUGUAACGAGCAGCCGCAAAUCUGGAGAUUACGGCUAGUUCACAGUACCUUACUGUGGUUUGGGUAGCAGUAUUUUGAUGUCUUAUUUCGUCGCCUAGACGUAAUUGUGGAGUAGUCAUUGCUCCUAUAGAGGAACUAGUUAUGCUCGGUGUUUGCCAGUCAGUGCUUCUGUACAUGUGCACCUUGUGUGAGGAGUGUCGUUGUGGGGUUUACUUGUAACUAUUUGUGUACGUUUUGCUUGGUUGUGGUGCGAGUGGUUAAGUAACUUCUAUCUACCUGAGAUUUUUGAUACAUCUUUGGGUGUGGUUGUGCACUUGAUAAAUUUUUCUUUUCUACCCCUACCUAUGAGAAAUUUUAUCUGCUUGGGUGUGUACUUGCAUAUUUCAUGUCAAAAUUUUUUUGUUGUUGGGUUUGUUAGUUUUGGUUCUAUUAUGUCUAAGAUGUCUAAUUUCGCUGAGCUUGCAGUAAAGCUCCGCCUCUCAAGAGAGAACGUGAACGGGAAGACAGGAUUAAGGACCGGGAGCGUGAGGAACGAGAACGGGACGAACGAGAGCGGGACGGGAAUUUGAACUUGCCGAGUUGAAGCUUGGUUUAGAGUCGGGAGCACGUCCUACCCAUGUCCCGAUGCUGGCGUGCGAGGACGGAAGCUUCCAGUUUACCAAGGACAUCACUGCCUACCUGACCAGAUUUGAGCGUAUUGCCACGCUCUUAAUCGACGAGGAGUCUCUUGCUAUUAGACUUGGGAGUCUACUGACAGGUAAAGCUGUUGAACUUUAUUCCACCUUUAGCACUGAUACCAUAAGUGACUAAUCUCCUAAAAAGGGCUCUCCUGACAGGUACCGGGUAGACUUCAGGAACUAAGAUCAGAGUGGGAAAAUUACCGCCAGAUGUCGACCCGUCUUCAGCAGCUAUUUGACUCCUAGGUGUUGUCAUAUUUCACCAACGUUUGAAUCCCUUCGUGAGUUGAUCAUAUUAGAUCAGUUCAUUGCUUCCCUUUCUUACGAUUCUUAAAGGAGAAGGAUACCACCAACCUUAAGUCUGCUGUGGCUAAGGCUGAUGUUUGGUCUGCAGUUCACAACGCCUACCCUAAGCAGAACUCCGGCGGAGCCACUGGGAGAUCUACCUACCAUAACAGCCUUUAAAGAACCACAGGACAAAUAAAACGUAGGAUUUUGUAUGGAUGAGCGGUCUCUCCCAGAUUAUGCAGUUGCUGGCACGAUCAACAGCUGCUGGGAUACUACCGUCAGACACCGGCUGCAACUGCAUGAUCGUCUCGGAGAAGGCGGUGCCUCUUGCUGAUGAGACGUCUCUCAUGAAUAGCAAAGCACCAUCCUCCUUGCUCCAAACCUCAGUCAGUGAUUUGGCUAUGCUUCGGUCUUCUCAGCCCACUGCCUCUUCUCUUCCAGCCUCAGAAGAGGAGCUGCCAUUAAUGCGAGCAUAUGCUGUAGAAACCCGCAGUAGCAGAAUGGAGCGUGUUCAUCCUCUAGUUUUGCUAGAAUUGCAACCCUUGGACGUGACUCCAGAGGAUUUCGCUUGUCUUCAAGAAGAGUGUCCGUCUCUUGGUCACAAGGUUAACACAGGUGAAGAGGAGUGGACAAAAGAUGGCUCUAGUUUGUUACCUUCGCUGUUACCUUCGCUGUACCGGACCUUGAAACCUCCAGCAAAAGUUGAGUGGCGGUUGAUUUGGUUGGACCACUGUCUCUCCCAUCCUCAGAAGGCCACAGGUACAUACUCACUUUAAUCAACUACGCCACUGGGUUCCCAGAAGCCGUGCCACUGAAGGAAAUGGACACCAUCUGUUUGCUGAGGCCUUACUCUCCAUCUUCGCUACAGUUGGUAUACCACGAGAAAUUCUCACUGAUCAAGGUACCCAAUUUACAGAACUUCAUGUUGUUAGGGGUCAAGCCUUUAUUUACAACUAUUUCAUGCUAGCACUAAUGGUCACAUUGAACGUCUACAUGCACCACUUAACCUUCCCUGUGAAAGCUCUGUAAGGAUUGCCCUUGAGUGGCAGAUACUUGAUUCCUGUAUUAUUUGCCUUCGGAGAUACCAGGCAAUAGAACCGGUUUCUCCGUCUUCGAACUUAUCUAUGGAAGGACUGUUCAGGGACCUCUCUCCACCCUUAGAGAUCUAUGGGAGGACUGCAACUGAAGGACGACGACUGAUUUGCUUUCCACUACGUGGUACAGCAGAAGCUAGCAGAGACUGCAGAUCGCCGCCAACAAUGCAGACCUCAGUGCCUCGAAAUAUAAGACCUACUUUGACCUAGUGUCAAGAUAGACAGUUUCAACCUGAAGUCCUUCCCAGUGAUUCCAGGAAACAUCUUGGAAAGGUUAGUUCCAGCUUUGCCGAAGUCUUAGACGAAGUGUCAACACCUGAAGAUUAAACGCCCGAAGAGGAAGAGUGUGUCCUGGAGAACAACCACUUAUUUGUGGAGACGACACCGAGGACGAAUGCAACUCUUUGCCAGUGACACCUGAUGGCUGCUCAGACGAGGAUAGACGAUCCAGGAUCAAACUGAAUUUAACUUGUCAACAAGAAGCUGACAUAGAGUAUCUCCUGUCAGUUUUCUGUUCCUGGGUGUACUUCCUCUGUUGAACAUAAUAUUGUCCUAACUACCACUGGCUGCAUCAGCACAAAGAUUUACCCUGUCCCUGUCCAUCUAAAGCAUUUCUUUGAACAGGACGUUUUUGAAAGGAAUCAUCCAACGGUCUUCUCAACAUUCGCCGUCGUGAUGGUUCCUAAGCCAGACAACACUUAUCAGAUGGCCAUAGACUACUGUCAACUCAACAUCUAGGCUGAGCCCAGCUGCAACAUUGAGGAAGGUACCUGCUUUGGUUCCUAAGCCAGACAACGCUUAUCAGAGAUGGCCAUCGACUACUGUCAACUCAACAUCGUCUAGGCUGAGCCCAACUGUAACAUUGAGGAAGGUAUGUACAAGAUUUUUGGUUCAAGAUUCUUCACUGAGUUGGGUCUGCAAGGCUUAUUGUCAAGUCCCUUUGACAGAGCCAUGCUGCUGACAGCCUUCCCAACCCACUUGGGCCUAAUGUUGUUCACCAGACUACCUUUUGGCCUGGUCACUGCUUCUGCCACCUAUAUUGAGCUCUUGCGCAUUGUUCUCUUGGGACUCGCAAACGUGUUCUAUUUUGAUGAGGUUUUUAUAUACUUCCCAGACUGAGCCCUGCAUUUAAAGACCCUUCAUGCUGUGCUGGACAGGAUCAGGACCCAUGGAUUCAUUUUGGGAGGUGACUGUCUUCAACCCUACCGUGACAUAGUGAAAGAUACCACCCCUGUCCACUAAGAAACUUCUAUGAGGAUUUAUUGGAAUAGUGAGUUUCUAAGUCUUUCAGGCAUCCUUCCUCACUGGCCCUCUGACUGAUCUGCUAAGAAAGACUGUUCGUGAGCCCCUUCCCUGGAUGGACAAGUUGCAGGCCUGUUUCAACCAGCUCAAAUUAAUCCUCUUCUAAACCCAUACUUCGUCUCUCUGAUCCUAGCCGUCCUGUUGUACUUAGGACGGACGCUUCCACCGAAGGGAUUGGAGAGGUUUUACUUCAAUAUCAUCUUGGCAUUCCUCAUCCGGUUGUGUAUGCUAGCAGAAAACUGCUCCCCAGGGAAACCCGGUAUUCAACCAUUGAGAGGGAAUACCUAGGUAUAGUAUUCUCCAUUCUCAAGGUUUCUUUUUACCUUGGAGAGAAUUUAUUUUGGAAACGGAUCACAAACCCCUCACCUAUAUGCACACCUUCAAGUGCAAGAAUGAUCAUCUCCAAUGGAGUCUAGGGCUGCAACCAUACAAAUUCAGGGUCGUUCAUGUUGCUGGUGUUGACGAUCUAUGUGCCGACCUCCUCACUUGAGUUUUAGAUGUGUUCUUCUAUCAUAUCUUUUCUCCAGAAGGUAUCGCAUUCCCUAGGAGUGGUGUUCUACAAGACUACCAUGGCUAGUCUCUUGGAGGGGAGAGUUAUGUAAAGGGCAGAACACCACCUCAUUCUGGAUCGUUCAGCCACUCCCGAGCGACACUUCACUCGCUUCUCUCUACCACGUAUGUCUCGAGAACCUGCUAAUUCUGGUCACAUCACGUCUUGAGGCCCCAGUGAACACCUGACCAAGUCUACCUCGAGCCUCGCCAACACCCAAACGGCAGAGAACUCCCUGGACUCCCCAAGGACUGGCCUCUCUUCUGCUGCCCUGGCUUCACCCUCUACCUGCUUCCUGGCACUCAACGAUUCUGCCUCCAGUGUUCCUCUGGCCCUCUUUCCCUCUGGAGGGUGACUCGUGGUGAGAGCCGGGUGGUGUGCAGUGUCCCUUUUGUUGUUGUUUUAUUGUGUAUCUGUUUUUGCAAGUCUAGUAAACUUGGAACCAUUUGAA
Molecule: messenger RNA, 5147 nt
Organism: Portunus trituberculatus (swimming crab)
Lineage: Eukaryota; Metazoa; Arthropoda; Malacostraca; Decapoda; Portunidae
Exons: 2
Coding region: 1966-2526 (186 amino acids)
Source: RefSeq, a predicted model, not a curated record